AUGAGAGAGAUCCUUCACAUGCAGGGUGGGCAGUGCGGGAACCAGAUCGGGGCCAAGUUUUGGGAGGUAAUCUGCGACGAGCACGGCAUCGACGGCACUGGGAAGUACACCGGCGAUUCGGACCUCCAGCUUGAGAGGAUCAACGUCUAUUACAAUGAGGCCAGCGGUGGGCGCUACGUCCCUCGCGCGGUGCUCAUGGAUCUUGAACCUGGAACUAUGGAUUCCGUCCAAUCUGGGUCCUUUGGCCAGGUUUUUAGACCGGAUAACUUCGUCUUCGGCCAGUCCGGUGCUGGUAACAAUUGGGCCAAAGGGCAUUACACGGAGGGUGCUGAGCUCAUUGACUCGGUGCUUGAUGUGGUCAGGAAGGAGGCAGAGAACUGCGACUGCUUGCAGGGUAUGACCUUCCUCGUUCAAAAUAGGCUUUAG
This is a messenger RNA of Zingiber officinale, 426 nucleotides long. RefSeq names its product tubulin beta chain-like. The record is from RefSeq and is a predicted model, not a curated record. Gene Ontology annotation, biological process: mitotic cell cycle; microtubule cytoskeleton organization. Gene Ontology annotation, molecular function: GTP binding; structural constituent of cytoskeleton; GTPase activity. Gene Ontology annotation, cellular component: cytoplasm; microtubule. NCBI's taxonomy places the organism in Eukaryota, Viridiplantae, Streptophyta, Magnoliopsida, Zingiberales, Zingiberaceae. The transcript has a single exon. Bases 1 to 426 code for a protein of 141 amino acids.